CCCCCGCCCUGCGCAUCUCCUGUAAACAUCCUGGUGGGAGCUGAGUGGCCCUGGGCUGCCUCCGUCAGAGAUGACACAGGUGUUUGCUGCCUGGUCCUGGUCGCUCUGAGCCUGUGGCCGGAGAGAGCUGCUGCCCCGGGGCCGCCGCCUGGCCCCCCACGGGCCUCCCCAGACCCUCGGGCUGAGCUGGACAGCGCCGUGCUCCUGACCCGCUCGCUGCUGGCGGACACCCGGCAGCUUGCCGCACAGCUGAGAGACAAAUUUCCAGCCGACGGAGACCACAACCUGGACUCUCUUCCCACCUUGGCCAUGAGUGCAGGAGCCCUGGGAGCCCUACAGCUCCCCGGUGUGCUGACGCGGCUGCGGGCAGACCUGCUCUCCUACCUGCGGCACGUGCAGUGGCUGCGGCGGGCGGGCGGCCCUUCCCUGCGGACCUUGGAGCCGGAGCUGGGCUCCCUGCAGGCCCGGCUGGACCGACUGCUGCGCCGGCUGCAGCUCCUGAUGUCUCGCCUGGCCUUACCCCAAGCACCCCCAGACCCACCAGCUCCCCCGCUGGCCCCCCCAGCCUCAGCCUGGGGAGGCAUCAGGGCGGCUCACGCCAUUCUUGGGGGCUUGCACCUGACCCUUGACUGGGCCGUGCGGGGCUUGCUGCUGCUGAAGACUCGGCUGUGACCGGCCGCAAAGAACCACCAGCGUCCUUCAAUGCCACAUCUUAUUUAUUUAUUUAUUUUGGGACUAAGGGCAUGGAGGCCGGGAGGCACCCCCCUCUUCUCCUGCCCCUAAUUAGAGACGGUCCCUCCAGGAGACCUGGGCAGAGUGGUGGGGGGGCAACUGUGCCUUAUUUAUACUUAUUUAUUUAAGGGGGCGGGUGGACUUGGGGAUCAAAGGGGGAGGGAACUGAGUCCUGGAUUCUUGAAUCUCUAAGACGUCUGGCCACAGUGUUUCCCUGUCUCCCACGCCUCUGGGCCUGGGCAGGAGCAUAUAUUAUUUAUUAAACAAUUACUUUUUGUGUUGGGGUGGGGAGGGAAGGGAAAGGAAACCUGGGUUUUUGUACAAAAUGUGAGAAACCUUUGUACGAUACAGAAAGGGGAAUUAAAUUUGUCAUACACAUCCACUUACAGGUGAUUUGUCUGAGGCCUGGGGGCUGGGGUCCCUGGAGCAGGGACCCUUAGUGGGCAGGACAGCAGAGGAGAGAUGGUUGAUCCUCCAGGGGAGGGUCUCAGCCUCAUCUGGUACGUAGCACUUCAUAGGCACUCAAUAGAUAUUUAAUGGAAGGUUCCAGAGGGUCAUCCAGUGCCCUACAGUACUUGUACAUAACAAAACUGCAAAUUUGAGGUCGUUCAUUAUGGCGGUGUCCAGAACAGCAAAUUGGAAACAACCUAGAUGUUCAACAAUGAGGGAUGGUUUAAUAAAUGACACCUGUGUGUGAUGGAAUAACAGCCACGAAGGGGGGAUGAUACAGAGGUGGCUUUAAGACAUAGAGAAAGCAUGUCUUCUCUGCAUGAUUCCCACUUUGUGUUCGGAUGGAUGGAU
Hyaena hyaena (striped hyena) is the source of this 1533-nucleotide messenger RNA. It is a transcript of the gene IL11, whose product is annotated as interleukin 11. The transcript is spliced from 5 exons. Gene Ontology annotation, biological process: positive regulation of cell population proliferation; positive regulation of MAPK cascade. NCBI's taxonomy places the organism in Eukaryota, Metazoa, Chordata, Mammalia, Carnivora, Hyaenidae. The annotation marks the transcript as partial. Gene Ontology annotation, cellular component: cytoplasm. The record is from RefSeq and is a predicted model, not a curated record. Gene Ontology annotation, molecular function: cytokine activity; growth factor activity.